Misgurnus anguillicaudatus (oriental weatherfish) is the source of this 1816-nucleotide messenger RNA. It is a transcript of the gene saysd1, whose product is annotated as SAYSVFN motif domain containing 1. The record is from RefSeq and is a predicted model, not a curated record. NCBI's taxonomy places the organism in Eukaryota, Metazoa, Chordata, Actinopteri, Cypriniformes, Cobitidae.
ACCGCGAGAUUAACGCGAAAGCUGUUUAGAGCUGUGCUGUCAAAUCGCUCUCGCGGUACUUUGAUCUCAUACGUCGAUAUGUCUGCGCGGCGUGAAGUUUAACACGACCACGUGAUAUCAAUACGGAAGUCUGGUACAUAUGGACCAGAGAGUAUGCGUGGCGAUUAAUUCAGCAAGUUACUAUAUUUUCGCUCUCAUUAAAGCUUUGCGGACAUAACAUAUGGAGCGCAAGCUGGCAGAAUUCAGAGCCCGAAAGAAAGUCCAGACCGAAGCGAAGAAACCUGCUGAUUCCGAAAUUCAGCCUGAGAUGAAAGUGAAAGACGCUGAGCUUCAGAUGAAAGAUCUUGAAUCCUCCAGAAUUUCUUCUGCUAUACCAGAGCUAAAACCCACCACCAGCACUCCACAUACUGAGGCUGGUGGAAAUGGUGUGCUGAACUCUGGUUCUAGUCACUGGCUUUUCACCCAUGUGACCCUGUUAAAGGUGCUGCUGUGGUUGGUGUUGCUGGGACUCUUCAUUGAACUGGAGUUUGGUCUGCCAUUUUUCCUCAUAUCCCUCUUCUACUGGCUCUAUGAAGGCUUUAGGAGCCCAAAGGCACGACAGCCAGGAGAACUGAGCGCGUAUUCUGUGUUUAACCCAGACUGUCAGCCCAUCCUGGGAACUUUAACAGCAGAACAACUGGAAGGAGAGAUGGGAUACAGACCAAUGGCCAGAAGAUGACUGAACAGAUUUAAAAGCAUCUACACACGGCCUUAGAGUUUUGCCAUUUAAGUAAUGCACAAUAAGACAGGACCUAAAACACACUUAGGCAACCAAUUUGCAUUAUAUUAAUGCAUCUUAAUUUAAACAUAUGGGGCUGUUUCCCAGGCAGGGUUUAGAUUAAGCCAGCACUUGGCUUUAGUCAUAUUAGGACAUUUAAAGGGAUAGUUCACUUUAAAAUGAAAAUUCUUUACCUGUAUGAAUUUCUUUUUUCUGAUGAACACAAAAGAAGAUAUUUUGAUGAAUGAUGGGCAGUAAGUGACCAUAGACUUCCAUAGUAGGUAUAAAAAAAUAUGAUGGAAUUUAAUGGGUACCGUCGACUUUGUGCUUACCAUUAUUUAUCAAAAUAUUUUCUUAGUUAUCACAAUACUUCCAAAAUAUUUUUUCCUACUAUGGAAGUCAAUGAUCACUUACUGGUGUGCGUUUACCAUCAUUUCUCAAAAUAUAUUUUUCUGUGUUCAUUAGAAAAAAAAUUAUACAGGUUUAGAACAACAUGAGGAUGAGUAAAUGAUGACAGAAUUUUCAUUUUAAAGUGAACUAUCCUUUUAAGGAGUUUUUACAAACAUACCGUAUAAAAAUAUUACUGGUGUGCAUCUUUAGACAAACAAUGGCACUGAUAUAUAUUUUAAGAUAUGUGAGUGCAAGCUGUUUUUAAUUAGGACGGCUCAAACAUGCGGCUUUAACCUGGGACUAGGUUUAAGCCCUGUCUGGGAAACCGCCCCUUAAUGUAAAACUAUUAAGUAAAUCAUAAAUCACUUAUUUGUAUUAAAGUUGAGAAAAAACAGGUAGAUUAAGUAAUAAAUCAAAUACAUACCAGAUAAAAGUUUGAACACACUUGACAGUUUAUGUGGCAAAAAGUCCUCAAUUAUCAGAAGUUUUGUCCUCCACAAUCUGCAUUUAUUAAAUAAUGAUUAUCCGUUUUAUCCCAGUUUCACAGAACAUGAUCAUUAUGAAUUCAGACAUGAAAUAUAUAUUGGUGAUGGUUUUAUGUCAUCUGUCAUAAUCUUCAUUCUGUUAUAUUAAAAGAAUUAAAGAGCGGUCACUACAUUUUGCAUUUUA